GCAAAAACAUCAUUGCAUCACUUCGCUUGUGACGUGAUGAUUUAAAAGUAAAAAAUAACAAUGAAAGGACAUUUUUUACUUUUAGUCAUUGCUUUGUGGACUGCUCCGGUCGACCCGGAAAAAUACGACGUGCUCGUAGUUCCGCUCUCAAACUCAGUCCGCAAGAAAGCUAUAGAAGUGUUCCUCCUACCACGAGGGUUGGCCAUAGAGAACCACGUUGGUGCCAGACUCGAUAUAGAAGACGUAGAACAACCUACUGAAGCGCCUGAUGUAGAUAAUUUUGAUGGACUUAAUCUAGACAGAGAUGAUAACCCACUAGAUAACAUAGGAGGAUCGUAUAACGCCGACGAUGACUAUGAUGCUGAGAACAGGAUCGUUGGUGGUACGGAAGUGGAUAUCAAUAUGUAUCCGUACCAUGUUGGGUAUGGUACGAAUUGUGGAGGAGCGAUUAUUGGAUCCAAAUGGGUGCUGACUGCUGGACAUUGUGGCAAGAAGGAGUACAUAAGGUCCGGCUCGAAGUUCCUGAACCGCGGGAAACGAACCCAGGUCAUGAAUAACCACAUCCACCCCAUGUGGUCGGCGAAGAGCAAGGACCAUCCGUUUGACUACGACUUCCAGGUCCUAGAACUGAAUCAGGAGCUGACAUUCGACGAGAACACGCAGCCGAUCAAGCUGGCGCACAUCGAAGACAUGGUGGUGGGGAAAAUGAUCACCGUUACCGGGUGGGGAAAUACACAGGAGAAUGGUCCGUACUCCAGCGUCCUAAAAGCGGUGUCCGUGCCAAUAAUCGGCAAGGACAACUGCCAAAAAGUGCCCUUCCCCUACUUCCGGGGCGCACUCACUCCUAGAAUGUUCUGCGCCGGCUACAGAGAGGGGAAGAAAGACGCUUGUCAGGGUGACUCCGGAGGUCCAGCGGUAUCCUACGACCGUCUGCUUGGCAUGGUGUCCUUUGGCUACGGCUGCGCCACGCCAGGUUCUUACGGAGUCUACAGCAAGGUUGCCAAGGUCAGGGACUGGAUCAGAAGCAUAACAGGACUCGUUCUCGAUUAGAAUCGCUCCAACUUUAAUAAAGUUCUUAGAUAUUU
This is a messenger RNA of Leguminivora glycinivorella, 1085 nucleotides long. Its product is annotated as trypsin-1-like. The transcript has 6 exons. Gene Ontology annotation, molecular function: serine-type endopeptidase activity. Gene Ontology annotation, biological process: proteolysis. NCBI's taxonomy places the organism in Eukaryota, Metazoa, Arthropoda, Insecta, Lepidoptera, Tortricidae. Bases 61 to 1050 code for a protein of 329 amino acids. The record is from RefSeq and is a predicted model, not a curated record.